This is a messenger RNA of Thamnophis sirtalis, 5660 nucleotides long. Lineage: Eukaryota; Metazoa; Chordata; Lepidosauria; Squamata; Natricidae. The record is from RefSeq and is a predicted model, not a curated record.
GGAACUUUUAAGUUCAAGGGAGAAAGUGAUCUGUUCCUAGCUGAUCAUCAUAAACAGUUAUUAUAUGAUGGGAAACUGUCUAAUGCUAUUGCCUUUACAUACAACCCAAGGGCUACAGAUGCACAGCUCUGCCUAGAAUCAUCACCCAAGGACAAUCCUUCUAUCUUUAUACAUUCACCACAUGCCCUCAUGUUACAGGAUGUGAAAGCAGUCAUUACCCAUUCUAUCCAAAGUGCAAUGCAUUCUAUUGGAGGAGUCCAGGUGUUAUUUCCUCUAUUUGCACAGUUGGACUAUAGGCAAUAUUCCUCGGAUCAGCCAGACACCACUCUUUGUUCUAUUUUACUGGCUUUCAUUAUGGAGUUGCUGAAGAACUCAGUUGCUAUGCAAGAACAAAUGCUUUCUUGUAAGGGCUUCCUCGUAAUAGGAUACAGUCUUGAAAAGUCUUCCAAAGCACACAUUAACAGAACUGUCUUAGACCUUUGCCUUGCCUUUGCUAAAUAUUUGAGCAAUUUGCAUAAUGGAGGUCCCUUGCUGAAGCAGCUCUGUGAUCAUAUUCUCCUGAACCCUGUAAUAUGGAUUUAUACUCCAGCCAAGAUUCAAUUGAUCUUGUACACUUACUUGUCCACUGAAUUCAUUGGCAUAGCAAAUAUAUAUAAUGCAGUUAGACGAGCUGGUACAGUUCUAUUGGCAAUGCAUACCUUGAAGUAUUACUAUUGGGUAGUUAAUCCUCAAGACCGUAGUGGAAUUACUCCUAAAGGUUUAGAUGGACCUCGGCCUAAUCAGAAAGAAAUUCUUUCUCUGCGAGCCUGUUUACUGAUGUUUAUUAAGCAGUUGGUGACAAAGGACUAUGGAGUGAAAGAAGAUGAACUCCAGGGCAUUCUGAAUUAUCUUCUUACCAUUCAUGAGGAUGAAAAUUUAAUGGAUGUUUUGCAAUUGCUUGUUGCUCUCAUGUCUGAGCAUCCCAGUUCUAUGAUUCCUGCUUUUGAUCAGAGGAAUGGAUUACGUGUUAUCUACAAGCUUCUUGCUUCCAAAAGUGAAGGAAUCAGAGUACAAGCACUGAAGGUGAUGGGCUACUUUUUAAAGCAUCUGGCAGCCAAGAGGAAAGCAGAAAUUAUGAUUGGACAUGGACUGUUUUCUCUUCUGACUGAGAGGCUUACGCUUCAAACAAACUUAAUUUCCAUGACUACCUACAAUGUACUUUUUGAGAUACUUAUUGAGCAGAUUUGUACACAAGUGAUGCAUAAACAGCAUCCUGACCCAGAUUCAACAGUGAAAAUACAAAAUCCCCAGAUUCUGAAAGUUAUUGCUGUUUUACUACGUAAUUCCCCACCAUGCUCAGAAACCCUGGAAGUCCACCGAGUCUUCCUAUCAGACAUGAUUAAGCUUUUUAAUAGCAGCAGAGAGAAUAGGAGAAGUUUACUGCAGUGUUCUGUGUGGCAGGAAUGGAUGCUUUCCCUUUGCUAUUUUAAUCCCCAAAGCUCUGAUGAACAGAAGUUAACAGAAAUGGUGUAUGCCAUUUUUCGAAUUCUACUUUAUCAUGCAAUCAAGUAUGAAUGGGGUGGCUGGCGUGUUUGGGUGGAUACCCUAGCAAUUACACAUUCAAAGGUAACUUUUGAAAUACAUAAACAGAACCUUUCUCGGAUGUUCAGGGAAUAUGAAGAGAAAGGAGAUGAAUGCUGCAGUGCUGGUCCAUCAUCCAUUAUUAGAACAGUUUCAGGUAUUAGUAAGGCUGCCGAAGUUACAGAGAAAGUCCACCUUGAAAAAAAAGAAGCUGACACUUCUAUAGUUGAUACUGAAAACAGAAGCAUGAACAACAGCAUUUUGAAGGAUGAAAGUCGAUUACCUGAUUUUGAAGACCACAGUAAUUUAGAAACAAACAAAGAAAAAAACAAAACAGAAAAUAUUCAGAAAACUCUUGAUUUAAAUGAAGCUCCUAGUUUGGAUCUUCCCCUACAAGCCCAAGUGACAAAACAGAGCUUAGAACAUACUGCUGAAGUUAUUGGAAUAAACCAUGAAGAAAAAGAAAUAAGUACCAGUGAUUCACAAUCACCUUUAGAAAAUGUUGAAAUAGAAAGUCCAGAAAUGUUAGAAAAUGUAACACCAGAAGUAUAUGUGGAGGAAGAUGAAGAUUUUGUUGAUUUAAAAGAGGAGACUAAUCUGGCACUUACAUCAGAACAAUGUGUUCCAAAAUCCAUUGAGGAGCAUGAUUUGUGCGAUAGUCAAGUAACAUCAAUUGUACAGCAGUGCACUGCUUCUUCAAAAGAACCUGUUUCAAUGGAAGUAGUACCUGAAAUUGUUGAAGGAUCAGUGGAAACAGAACAGCAGGAUUGCUUGCCAGAAAUCAGCAGUCCUGAAAUAAACAGAGCUCAGCCAACUUCAGACACUGAGAAUUACAUUGAUGACAAAAAUACUAAUCAACCCCAAACCAAGACAGUUGUAGAUAGCACACAACCACAGACUUCAGAAGCAAUAAUUGCUUCAGAUAAGAAAAUUGCCAGACUUGAUGUUUCCAGCAUUGCAUCAGAUACUGAACGAUUAGAAUUAAAACCUCAUGCAAAUCCAGAAGUAAAUCAUCCUCCUAGAGCCAUUUCUGAGACAUCUAGGCAGUAUGAUUCAUCAGAUCAAAAUGUAGCAACUCCUGCAGAUGGGCAGAGGAAGGAUUCUAGAUCUACCAUGUUCCGUAUCCCUGAAUUCCGAUGGUCUCAAAUGCAUCAGCGCUUGCUUACAGAUCUUCUCUUUUCUAUAGAAACAGAUGUACAAAUGUGGAGAAGUCAUUCUACCAAGACUGUGAUGGACUUCGUGAACAGCAGUGAUAAUGUCAUCUUUGUACAUAACACAAUUCAUCUUGUCUCUCAAGUGAUGGACAAUAUGAUUAUGGCUUGUGGUGGCAUAUUACCUUUGCUUUCAGCUGCUACAUCUGCUACGCAUGAAUUGGAAAGCAUUGAGCCAACUCAAGGAUUAUCAGUGGAAGCUUCCAUAGCAUUCCUUCAAAGGUUAAUUAGCCUUGUGGAUGUAUUGAUCUUUGCAAGUUCCCUUGGAUUUACUGAAAUUGAGUCAGAGAAAAAUAUGUCAUCUGGUGGAAUUUUACGGCAAUGUCUUCGACUUGUAUGUGCGAUAGCCGUCAGAAAUUGUUUGGAGUGUCAGCAACAGCAUAUGUUAAUGAAGCCUAGUGGAGAAAAUGUUAAGCGUCAGAAAAUAAUACAAAGCCUUAUAGCCUCAGGAAGGACUGGAGCAAAGAGUCCAGUUGAUAUUGUAACUGGAGGGAUUUCUCCAAUAAGAGAUAUUGACAGACUUCUACAGGAUAUGGAUAUUAAUCGGCUCCGUGCAGUGGUAUUCAGAGAUAUAGAGGACAGUAAGCAGGCACAGUUCUUGGCUUUGGCUGUAGUGUAUUUUAUCUCUGUACUCAUGGUAUCAAAAUACAGAGAUAUUUUGGAACCUCAAGAUGAACGGAGGCAAUUUCAACCUUCUCAGUCACCCAAAAUAGUUAAGGAAGAACAAUGUGAAGCUAUUACCACUUUAAGUCAGGAACCUGCCAAACAGUCAGAAAGUGUGACAUCUCCACAAAGAAGGGAGUCUGGAAUCCAGGAGGAAGCUUAUUCCGGAUCAGGACACAAUUCUGAGAUGGUUACUGAACCAGAAAGACAAAGUAUAAGUACAGGUCCAGAUGCAAUCAGUGAAAUAUUAUGUACUCUUUCUUCAGAAGUUAAUAAAUCUCAAGAAAAUAAAAAUGAAGUACAUAAUGAGAUUGAUGGUAAAACUGCAUCCUCUGUACAAACUGCAAAAAACGUCAAUGUGAAAGACAUCCUAAGAAGUUUGGUCAGUGCUCCUGCAGAUGGGGCCACAGUGGACCCUACUGUUCUUCCACCUGUUUUUCUUGGAGCCCUUGGUGAUGGGGCCACUGCACAACCAAUACAAUUUCAAUCUUUUGACAGGAGUGUGGUUGUGGCACCAAAGAAGUCGGUGAGUUCAUCUGCAGCUACAAUUAACAUGCCUGCAAAUGCUGUUAGUGUGGUUUCUUCUUUGGAUUCUUCCCAAGCUCCAGAUGUAACUGGAGGCUCUCCAAGCAAUGGAUCAUCAGAUUCAAGAUUACCAUCUGUUCCUACACUUUCUUCUGUGCCUGAGGAUUCUGCUUCAAACAUGAGUAUUUCAGAGAGGCUUGAGCAUGCUUUGGAAAAAGCUGCCCCUCUUCUGAGGGAGAUAUUUGUGGACUUUGCUCCUUUUCUUUCACGUACCCUUUUGGGUAGUCAUGGUCAAGAACUACUGAUAGAAGGUACAAGUCUUGUAUGUAUGAAAUCUAGCAGUUCAGUUGUGGAAUUGGUCAUGCUGCUUUGUUCUCAGGAAUGGCAGAACUCAAUACAGAAGAAUGCAGGUCUAGCUUUCAUUGAACUUGUCAAUGAAGGAAGGUUGCUGAGUCAAACAAUGAAGGAUCAUUUAGUGAGGGUAGCAAAUGAAGCCGAAUUUAUCUUGAGUAGACAGAGAGCGGAAGAUGUUCAUAGACAUGCUGAAUUUGAGUCAUUGUGUGCCCAGUAUUCUGCAGAAAGACGUGAAGAUGAGAAGAUGUGUGAUCAUUUGAUAAGGGCAGCCAAGUAUCGUGAUCAUGUGACAGCAACUCAGCUGGUACAGAAAAUCAUCAAUAUACUGAUGGACAAGCAUGGAGCCUGGGGCAAUUCUCUGCCAAGUCGUCCUCGUGAGUUCUGGCGCCUUGACUACUGGGAAGAUGACUUGCGGCGCCGGCGACGAUUUGUGCGUAACCCCCUUGGAUCGACACAUCCUGAAGCGACCUUAAAAGCUGCCAUAGACCACGCUCCAGAUGAAGAUGUACUUGUUAAAGGAAAGCAGUCUAUCAAGAAUCAGGCUUUAGGAAAUCAGAAUUCAGAAAGCGAGAUUCUUUUGGAAGCCGAUGAUGAUAAUUUGUCAUCCAUAGAGGAGAAAGAACUUGAGAAUUUAACUGGUCCUGUUAGUCUAUGUACAGCAGCUCAGCUCGUGGCCCCUUGUGUAAUAGUGAAAGGCACUCUGUCCAUCACCACCUCUGAAGUGUAUUUUGAGGUAGAUGAAGAAGAGCCCAUUUUUAAGAAAAUGGAUCCCAAGAUACUUGCAUAUACAGAUGGACUGCAUGGGAAAUGGCUGUUUUCAGAGAUCCGAUCAGUAUUUUCUCGACGCUAUCUAUUGCAGAACACAGCAUUGGAAAUAUUUAUGGCCAACAGAGUUGCUGUCAUGUUCAACUUUCCGGAUCCUGCAACUGUAAAAAAAGUAAUCAAUUGUUUACCUCGUGUUGGAAUUGGAACUAGUUUCGGAUUGCCUCAAACCAGACGUAUUUCUAUGGCCACUCCACGUCAAAUCUUUAAAGCUUCAAAUAUGACUCAGCGAUGGCAACACAGAGAGAUUUCAAACUUUGAAUAUCUUAUGUUUCUUAAUACCAUUGCAGGGCGUACAUACAAUGAUUUAAACCAGUAUCCAGUAUUUCCUUGGGUGAUCACUAACUAUGAAUCAGAAGAGUUGGACCUUACACUUCCAAGUAAUUUCCGAGAUUUGUCAAAGGUACUAUAAAAAAAAAGAAUUAUACAUGGAGUCCUUGGAGCCCUCUGAAUGUGAUUGUUUGUUUGCAGUUGUUACCCAAGCUUGCUCCUUGUUUAUACCUUGAGUCAUGAUGAGACAGUGGU